Nematocida parisii ERTm1 is the source of this 3105-nucleotide messenger RNA. RefSeq lists its product as uncharacterized. Lineage: Eukaryota; Fungi; Microsporidia. The record is from RefSeq and is a predicted model, not a curated record. Bases 1 to 3015 code for a protein of 1004 amino acids. The transcript has a single exon.
AUGAAUAUAUAUUGGGUGAUUAACCUGAUGAUCAUAAGCAAUGUAUGGGGAAGACUAAAAAUAUCUGAGAUCGAAAGCAUACAGAGAGAAGUAAUCCAUAAUGAAACAGAAGGAAGUUUGUUGAUCAAUCCGAAAGAGUCAUUAAAUCCACUCUUUGGCCGCAUAAUAGUCAAUGGUGGGAUUAUGCAGAAAAAAAGGUUUCUCUCCCCUGAGAUAUAUACAGAAAGCAAGAUAGAAGUAGAUCUUAUAGAUUGCAUUGAAAACACUCUAUAUAUAAACAGGAGGAAUUAUAAGAUGGACAGAGUGCAAAGUAAUUUAUAUACAAAAGAUGAGCUAGACACGUAUAGUAGAGAGUAUUAUACAACUCUUCUAAGGAUGUUUCCAUCCUCAAAUGGGUCUUUGUCAAUCAAAAGUGAUCUAUCCGGGUCAUUUUAUAUGUUUCUUACAAAUUUGCUAAAAAAAGAACAACAGCGCAUUAUUCUGUCUGCAUUGCUGCUUCUUUCAGAAGGGAUUCCUCUGCCUAUGUCUACUGAUAGAAAAGGGCGAGGAAGUGAAGUAGUUUUAACAGGGUUCGGUGAAUCUGGCGAUGCUCUAAGAGUUGGAUGGGGACUGUUAUGCAGCAUACAGGAAUCUAAAAUAUUGCCAUUUCUGAGAUUUGAGACGAUUUUACCCGGAGAGAGCAUAGAUGUACUUUCAUUUUUUAUUACAAAUACUGAAAAAGCAUAUAAAGAAAGACAAGAAAUUAGUGAGCAGUGUGAAUACAAAGACCUUACAACAGGGAGGUUUUUCAGUAGCAUGCGCUGCCUUAUACAGACGUACAUAUACGAAUUUAUAGAAUCCAAGGAGGAGAUGUCACUAUUUAUUAAAACAGUCCACGAUAUGUUGUAUAAAUAUAUGAAACACUAUAAGUCGUCAAAUUCUAGCUUGCCAAUGCGGGCUAAAGAGAUAUUUCAUAAAUAUUUUAUCUCUUCAUCCCAAGAGCCAACUGGAAUGGCGUAUAUAUCUGCUGUAAAGGUGGUAGAAGGCAUUCUAAACAGAAACAAAAUGGUGCCAUUUGAAAACAAGAAUUAUGCAAUGACAAAUACUGAUGUUUUAAGGAAAGAGCCAACACCCUCUUCUAUAUUAUUUGGGUUAUAUUCUACUCAAAAAAAACCCGCAGAGUAUACAAACUAUGUGGAGACAGUGCUGCUAAAUUUAUUUUGCUGCUUUUUAUACGACAUGGAACAGCAAAUCUACACAACCAAGCACCUGCCGCUUGCAUCUCCACAGUUAAAGAAGUUCUUUGACAAAUAUAUGUACAUGUUCAAAGAGCCAACUGCGGAAAUGCAUAACGACUGGAGUAAGGUGGUUGAGAACCUGCAAUGCAAAGAGAUAAAAUAUGAAAAAUUAAACCGGACAAAGAUGUGCUCAGGUCUUUUAAACAUACUGUAUGCUAUACUUGAAAUAGCAGGAAUGUAUGAACAAGAGCAAAGCAACCUAAGUGGCCUAAUACAUAAUAUAAAUAGAGAAAAUGUUAGAAAGCUAAACAAUGUAAUUAGCCAAGAUGUAACUAACCAAAUAUACUCAUAUCUAAAGUAUUUAUUUGGAACAAUCUCAGUAAACAAAAAUCUAACAAUAGGUGGUGAUGUAUUGUUUUUAGACAUAGAUGAUCAAAAAGUAGAUGUAUACGGAUGUGUAGAAAUAGUUUACAAAAACUAUGCAUGCACAAACUACGUGCCAAUUAUAAUACAAUCUACGGAAUAUUUGCAAAGCAGACCUUCAAACUCUUCUCCAUGCAUGCUUUUAGUGAAUCGGAUAACAAGAAACGACCCUUUAAUGAGUCAUGAUAUUAACAUUCUUAUGUGGAAAAAGGAAGAUAUUGCUAGAAUGGGGGGCGGGGCUAUCCAACACAUGCUUACCUACUAUAUAAAUAUUAUUAUGAACAGCGGCAGAGCUAUUGAGGAAAGUGUUAUCCAGAAAAAAGUGACUAAGUUUAUUAAGAGAAGAGAAGACAUAAAGAACGAUCUAGGAGUGUGUGUUAAUGAGCUUCUUUUUGAUACUAUGCUCUGUGGAAGCCAGUAUAAAGCAGAUUUAGCAAUGUACCUAUUACUGCAGGCUGUGUAUUUAAACCUGUCUAAUGACCAUAAUAUUAUACGCUUUGUUUCUAAUAUAGUAGCAGAGUCUCCUAUUGGCAAUGAUGAUACACAAUCCAACCUGUUUGCUUUCCUAUACAUGAUUAGAAUGCAUAACUGCCUUCCUAAUGUAAAUCUUACUAGAACAAAAGCAGCAUAUUUAAAUUGUUUCUUGCCUACAAUGAAAUCUCUUAUAAUAUAUGCAUUGGAUCUUAAAUCGACUGCAUUUAUUUAUGAGCUAGUAAGUGGAUACGUAGAACUGAGUUCAUUUGUAUGGCCAGAGUGCCUGGAUGAUCUGUUUUAUUCUAUGGAAACCAAAGACCAACUGAAUUUGCUUGUCUCCCUAACUGAAAACAAUAGUACUGUAAGGCCACUUAUGAAUAUUAUAAGGUAUAUAGAAAAGCCAAUUACUACUGAGUCAUAUACUGAAGAUGACUAUUUAACAGCAAAGAACACAGUUCUCUUAAGAAUUAUAGAACUAUCUUGCCAAGAUGUUAGUAGCUUUGACUAUAUUAUAAAGGAAUGCUUUAGAAACAUUACAAUAUCUCCAAAGAUUUCUCUUGUGUAUCCCAGCACAGAUGACUAUAAUUUCUCAAAAUGCACUGCAGCAAUAUUCAGUUCCAUUCGAAGUAUGCUGGUUGUAUCAGGGAUGGAUCGGAUUAAAUUUGAUCGUAUUCUAAGUGUGUAUAAUGGACUGGCAGAAGCAUUAAAUGCAAGCACAAAUUUUAGUACAGAUUGCCAUAGCAGUACUACUGAUUAUCAGCAAAGUAGCCUGGCACGGCGUGUAGCCACACUGUUAGAGGAGAAUAGGCAGAAUCUUUCUCGGCUGCAUGCCCAUAAUUAUAUGCCAAGUUCAAACGUUUUAAGCACCCCAUAUGGCUAUAACAGAAGAAGAAGACUUUAGAACACAGAGUGAAUGAAUAUGCUUUUAGCAAUUCAGUUUCGCGCCUGCAUGCCUACUGUCAUAAGAGAAAUAAGAAUAAAGAGUUUCUUA